GUCAAUUUGACACUGACAGUAUUUUCUAAACAACCGUACCGACGCUGUUUGCGUACGGUAUAGUUACGUUGUUUUCAUCUUGUGCUCAUGUGCAGUUUUUAUGAAGCGUGUUUGGUGUAGUCUACGAAACCAGAUAAGAACUAUGGCUAACAUUCCGCCAAGGAAAAUUUCGCCAUCCAGCAAGCCUUCUAAACAGGAUGCCUCGCCGCUGCAAAUACUUCUACAGAUGGGUUUUCCGAGACACCGGGCAUUGAAGGCUUUGGCUGCUACGGGGAACCGCAGUGUGCAGCUAGCGUCGGAUUGGUUGCUGACGCACGUAAACGACACCUACAUCGAUGCGGACCACCCGCGCGAGUACAUUCUGUACGCGAAUCCGACGGGCGCGUUACUUACGCAACUGCACGACUUCUGGGCCAAGUCUAAAAAGUUGGGAGGGUGGAAUGGAGCUCAUAAUUUCCCCCCUCAUAUUACACUAGUCUCAUUUUUUAAGGCACCUGAUGAGACGUCCCUGCAACUGGCUAAAGCAGUGAAAAGUGUUAUAGAGACAGUGGGGGAUCCCCCGGCCUGCCCCCUGAAGUUGGACCCCUACAUCUCACAGAACUUCAUGGGACUCUUUGUGUCUGAAGAACAUGCUGAGUAUUUGAAAAAGAUAGCAGUCCAGUAUGUAAAGCAAGUUUCAACUUUGUUGGGUGUAUCCAUGGAUACAUAUGAACAUUUGGAUGCAUUGGGGACAUGUUUCCCCUGGUGCACCAUGCCCCAAGAAAAACCAAUUAAAUCCAUUAACUUGGAGGCGCAUGUGAAGUCCCUCCAUAUCACGCUGGCGUACCACUUCGAGGUGGCGGCGUUCGACGGGCUGAAGGCGCUGGUGGAUGAGCUGCAGCCCUUGGAGACAUCCAGCUGGGAGCUGCGGCUCUACUCCAGGGAUCCCAAGUUCGCUAAUCACCAGGUGCACAAAGUGACGCAGGGCUACUCGCCGCUGGCGAGCGACGAGCUAGAAUUGGUGCUCGGAGACUACAUUUACAUCGAGGAGAAGGCGUUCGAAAGCUCGCCGGACGGCUGGGUUCCUGGCACCUCGUGGCUCACGGGCGUGAGCGGCUACUUGCCGGCUGUGUUCACGCGGCGCACGGCGGAAUCGGACGCGUGGACGCUACACCGCGCGAUUUCGCUUGGGAAUAACAGCGGCUCGGAUUGCAAGUCCGAAUCAGAUUCGAACACGGACGGGGAGAUGGCCGGAUACCCCCACGAGGACGCCACGCAACUAGGACACGAAAAAUCAGAGGAGGUUUACAAGGCGUGGCAGAAGUACUGGGAUGUGGUCAUGACUGAACAGAAGAGUGACAGUGUUAUAAACAUUACGCAGGGCACUAGUAUCGACUGGAAAUCAAAUACACAAGGAACUGGUGAUAUGGAAACCAAAGCUAAGCCAGACCGCCGCUGGUUCUUCGCGAUGCGUCACGGCGAGCGCGUCGACCUAACAUACGGCUCAUGGGUGCCUUUCUGCUUCGACGAGGCCGGUAACUACGUGCGCAAGGAUCUUAACAUGCCGCUCACACUCGGCGAACGAGUCGGCGGCUGCGAGUCGUACUCCAAAGACACCCCACUAACCCGAGUAGGGCGGCUGCAGGCGACGCUGGUGGGCGAGGGGCUCCGCCUGGCGCAGCAGCCCAUCUCGCACGUGUACGCGUCCUCCGCGUUGCGCUGCGUGGAGACGGCGCACUACAUGUUGGAGGGUUACCAGAACCCGUCGCUCAAGGUGAAGGUGGAGCCAGGUCUGUUCGAGUUCAAGAACUGGCACCUGACGCCAACAAUGGCUCCUUUCAUGACGCCGCAGGAGCACCACAAAGCCGGGAUCAACGUCGACUUGAAUUACAAGCCGUACAUAGAAUUGGACAUUACCACAUCAGAGACUUUAGAAGAUUUUUAUAAAAGGAAUGAGCUGGUGAUGCAUUCGGCGGUCAAGGACACUGAGGCGGAAGGCGGCAACAUAAUCUUCAUCGGUCACGCGGCCACGCUGGACAUGAUGGUGCUGGCGCUGAAGCGGCUGAGCCCGGGCGCGGGCUCCCCGGGGCCGGAGCCGGAGCCGGAGCCGGAGCCCUACACCCUCAACCCGCACCUGCUGCGCGUGCCGUACUGCGCGCUCGGCGCCGUGCGCGACAACCCGUGGCAGGUGGUCUGCCCGCCCUGCCCGCCCUCCAUCAACUCCAGCUCCGGCAGGUUCGAUUGGAAGAUAUUGCUAGAUUUGUAAAUUGUAAUAUUGUUCAAUUAAGUGAAAUGUUAGCUGUAUCUGAGCAUGUUGAUCGCACUGAGAAUCGUUCGAUAGUUAACGCAGGUAUAUAGUACGAAUCUUCACAAAUGAGCCUAAGACCCUAAUCCGUUAAACAAAAGCCAUUGUUUCUUUUGUGCGAGUGGUGGGCUCCCGUGUCUGAGCGCGUGCCAAAGCAACAUUCGUUUGAAAAGCGUAUCGUGGUGGUUUUAAGGUUCAAAUUGAAGUACUAUAACAUAUUUUGGUAAUGUAGGACCAUCGACCACCUCAAUGUAGGCGAGCGCUCAUAUUAUUACAUAUAUUUGAACCUUAAAACCACCAUGAUACAGCCACUUUUUAAACGUUAUUGUUGCUUUGACACGCGCUCAGACACGGUAGCCCACCACUCGCACAAAAGAAACAAUGGUUUUUGUUUAACAGAUUAGGGUCUUAAGCGUAAAAAUCAUUUAAGAAAAUUCAUACUACAUGUAACAUGGCGUCAUUUUCAUACACUAUGCUUUAAUAGAGCUAAACGGUGACACAUUCUAUAAAUACUGUCUUCCCAUACGAUGCGACGCCUGUGUACAUAAACAAACGUAAAUGUACAUAAAACGUCAACGGAAACAGUCCUUAAAGCUCUUUCCCUCUGACGUCCAGUUUUUUGCUUUUACGGUUUUCUGCAGGAUCCCGUUUUAAUAGUUGACGUGCUAAUAUAGUGACGUUCACAGCAUUCUGUUUGCUGGAUCUAAAAAUGGGAUCUUGCACAAAACCGUACCCUCAAAAAACUGGUUGUCAGUGGGAUAGACCUCUUAGGGUUGCACUGAGCUGACGUGAUCGCGUAGCAUUUUUCAAGGUGUUUACUUUGAUAAUGUUGUGGUUUAAUGGCGUUUAUUUUAUGAGAGUUAUGGCAAUUUCUUUGAUCGCAAUUAUUUGAGAUAAAUAUGUAUGGUCAAAGCAAGAUGGUUCUGAUUAUACUAGAAGUCUUUGGAAGUCUCAUACAAUUUCAAAUAAUUUCAGUCAUACAUCAAUUUAAUUUGUUACGAAUAAUGUUUUAAUACGAAAUCUGUAACUUCAACAUCAAAUUGUAGAGAUUAACUUAAAGAUCAUCGAAUUUUAUUGGUAUUUUUUAUAAUUAAGUUAACAGGCCCCGUAAAUCAAACCAUUUAAUGAAUCGAUAAAUCUUGAGUAUAAAAUCAUUGUAUCAAAACAAAAAGCUAGAGUUCACGAAGGCAUGGCACCUGUUAAUUUUAUCCAUACUAAUAUUAUAAAUGCGAAAGUCUGUCUGUCUGUGUGUUCCCUCUUCACGCUUAAACCGCUGAAUCGAUUUAGAUGAAAUUUGGCAUAGAGAUAGGUUGAGUCCCUGAGAAGGACAUAUAGAAAUCAGACAUAGGAGGGUGGAAUUGAGAUAAUUAAUGAAGUGCCUGCUAAUUUGUGUGCAUAAUUUGCUCAAAUUGAAUAAUUGCUAUAACAAUUUUUCCAGGCGCUAUACUUACUUUAGCUGCUGUUACUAAGUCCACGCAGACGAAGUCGCGGGCAAAAGCUAGUAGUUUAUCAUUUUUUGUAAAACAUGUUCAUCUUACUGUGAUAAUUACUCGGAAAUGCUUUCCACAUUCCUAGAGUUUCAGUGAACGAUAGAAUUAUAUUGUUACUUAAUUAUUUGUAGAUAUCUAACUUAUGGCAUAGAAUUAAAAUAAUCUAAGCAAUUUUACUGUAUAAAUACUUUCUCUACUAUAUUGUUUUUUCACUGAGCAUUAAUUUAACCCUUUGAAGGCCACGUCUAUCUUGCGCGGCGCGUCAUCGUGAGCCUUAUCGCAAUGCACGAAGGUUGGUAUUAGGCUGUAGCCGCGCGUCAGUUGACGUCUUUAAUUGUCAUAGGGUUAAACUUAAUUCUCAGUCCACAUAUUUGCAUGCAGUCGAUCAAUAUUAUAAAGGGACUUAAUAAUUAUGUCACUGAAGAAAUUCAUGCAGUGGCCGAAAGGUCCACAUCAUGGUAUAAUAAUAUCAAGGUACUCUCUUCCGAGACUCGCGAACCACGUGACUGACAAGCCUACGUCAUCAUGCAGGUUCACGAUGACGUAGGCUAGUGUCAGUAACGUGGUUCGCGAGUCUCGGAAGAGAGUACCAGGCGGAGUAUAUUAUCAUACCAUGGUCCACAUAGUAUUUUAUUUCUAGUCUGUGUUGAUAGGCAAUUAUAAUUAUGGGCAUUUUCACUUAAAAGUGUACCAUUAACUUUGUUUCGAUAAUCUAUCAACUUUUGGGUUAUUUCUACUCAGAAUCACGAGGAUUUAAACAGAAAAAAAUGUGUCCCCAUAAAAAUGACACUUUUGUAACGCAUUUUCACAUACCGUUAUAAAACUGUCACCCAAAAUUUGUAUGAAACACCGAGGACACUUUUUUUCUUUGUCUCAUUCAAUAGUUCUCAUUCACUCGUGAUUCUGAGUCUAAAUAAAGUAGUCUAAUAAAAAUUGAUGGGUUUCCGAAAAAAAGUAAAUGGUACAAUUUUUUCUGAAAACCCCCUUAUAGCAUAUUUUAAUAUAGAACCAUCAGAGUCAAUACAGUUCAUGUUUGUACUUUUAUAAAAUCUUUUGGCUCUGUUGACUCUGUUGUUUGUAAAGCAAACGUCACUGCCAAUUUACGUAUUGAAAUUAUUAUUCUACCAUUGUCCACACCGUUAACUGAGGAUUGGUAAACCUUAUGGCAAAGAUGUAACACAUAAGAUUAACUAAUUACUUAGUACUAGCUAAGAAACACCGUACACCUCUUGUAAUAGGGCUGGCUGGUCGAAGUAUUUUACAGGUGGCGCCAGCAUAGGUUUUCCUGUCAGUUCGAAGAAAAGCGUAAAAUUCAUGUUUUCUUUGUGGGAAUUUUAUGGCUUGGAUGCUAGCCCUUUAAGCCAAAUCUCAUAGAAACAAACUAUAGACAGGUAGAACCUAUGGCGCCAUCUACACAAACCUUUAACUAACCCCAUUGAUGUUAGUAAUAAACAAGAACAAACAAAGUUACUUAUUAGUUUCAAAAUUUAGAAUUGCGCAUUAAAUGGUUGCCGUCCGUAUAUUUAGCCUAUGUACGUCCCACGGCUGGGCACAUGCCUCUUCCCAUGUGCGAGAGGGUUUGGGCUAUAGUCCCCACGCUGGCCCAAUGCGGGUUGGGUUUGUAUACAACUUUGUUUUUUUAUUUUGUUUUAUAACUGGUAUAGAUUAUUGAGGACAAACUUUAAAUUGCACCGUCUGUGCAAUCGCGGCUUCUUGUGGUAGCUCCCAUGGCAGAGUUUAAACCCAUACGACUUCAAUCACGGUACCUGUGCAUUAUGUACUUCUUAUGCCUUAUUAGACUGAUUAGAUUGUUAUUAAUCAUGAUUAUCAAUGUAAGUAAACAAUUCAAUACACUUAGCCUUAAGAAAUGUAAGAUUAAAUAAAUGUCUCAUAAUUA
Molecule: messenger RNA, 5671 nt
Organism: Cydia strobilella
Lineage: Eukaryota; Metazoa; Arthropoda; Insecta; Lepidoptera; Tortricidae
Gene: Epp
Product: ecdysteroid-phosphate phosphatase
Exons: 15
Coding region: 101-2245 (714 amino acids)
Molecular function (GO): protein binding
Source: RefSeq, a predicted model, not a curated record